AUGUUCAGUCAGCGUCGUAAGAGACCCGCUGCCCAGCUCAUCGCCUCGGGUGCGAAAAGGCCUCGUCCAUCAAAGUCAUCCAUGUACUCCCAUGGACGGGCAGUAUUUUGCCGAGGUGACCAUAAAGCUGACAAGCAUAAACAGUGGGCCGCACUUGGGGCCUGGUUUCUUGGGCCUAAAGCCGAGAACGGAGACGUACUUCGCGACCUGUUGACGCAAGCUGUGGAUGCCCAAAUUGGAUUUCGUCACAGGUGAGUUCAUAGAGAUCUUACGAUUCAAGGACGUGGACAAGAUUUAACUUAAAGUUUUUUCGCCUAUUCUCAAAAAAUCAGUAGCGAGUUUAACCCUCUUCUGGCUUUUUUUUUUUUUGCUUCCUGCGACUGGUUUAAAUUUUUAAAGAAGGAUCUGGAACGAUCCACCAUCUUGGAUCCGCCAUUUGAGUUAAGUAAUUUUGUUCUAUUUUCCUUAAAACCCCUAUAAACCGAGCUAAAUGUGAUAGGAAAUUGAUCUGAUCAGGAAGCAAAAAAAGAAAGAAAGAAAGAAAGAAAAAAAACUGAUCAAUCUAGUAGUCAUGGGGUUCCAGAUAUAAAUUUGUUCUAGUUUAGGUUUCUCCUGGUCUACUAUAGUAACAUUUUCGUUUGUAAACGAGCGGUGGUACGACUCCAAUUAGCGUCUUUUGAAUUCUAAGAAUAAUGACUGCUUAUUCAUGACUGCAUUUUGAUGGCGUUUUCAUGUUGAUAAUGGCGUUUACAUUUGAUCUUUAUUAGAGACUUUUUGCUUCUUGACGAUCAUUCGUGAACAACUAAGUUAAAACAAUAUAAUUACUACGCCGACCAAUCAGUGCUAGUUAACCAGAUUGCUGACAAAUGUACGUCAUCACUGUGGAAUUCAUGUAGCCGAAUCGCGCAGACGUCUCUCCCCCGAAUCGCAAUGUCCUCAAGGAGAGACGGCUGUAUUGGCAGGCUAGCUUGUUAACGGCUCCUGCUAUAGUUUUUCGAGGCUUUUUUAAAAAUUUUAUCUAUACAUUUAUAUUACUUUUUUUUCUUAAAACCGCGGGCCACGUUAGACAAAACAAAUAAAACAAGUGUUCUCUAACAGAUCAUGGGCAAUGACCAAUCACAGCGCGCGUAGCGUUCACAACUUUGUAUAAACGUGUAUACUACUCCACCAAGGAGAGGCGGAUUUUUAGACACCUCGCCUUUCAGUACUGGUAUGAACCUAGUUGAUGCACUUAGAGUAACACAGCAGUUUUUAUCAUCCCACCUUCUUUGUGUUGGGCUAGCGCUGCAUUUUGCCUCCGCAACGUAAUCAUUAAGAUUGUUAAUUCUGAACAGCUUGUUUUGAUACUUUUUUCAGUUAUUUUCCCUGUGACCCUCCCUACAUCACAGACGAGCUUCGAGAAGCAGGGGGUUUUAAGCAUGCCAUGGAGAAUUUACAAACGGAGAUGGACCAAUUGCAAAAGGAUCUGAGAAACUCCGUUCCAUUCUUUAGUUCACGUUACAAGGUAAUAGGUACUAUGUAGUACACCAGAAGUAUAUGGGUUAUAUGAUUCUGAGUACACUUGAUUACGUUGCUUCUUUUCUGGCUUUGUAGAUUCUAGGUAAUUAAAUGAAGACUGGAAUUUUGGCAGGACUCUUGAGUAUUGUUUUAGACAGGCGUACUUAGACUAAACGAAAUAAAAAUACAAAAAAGCAAAGGCAUUUAGAUCCAUUUGUAAGAGAAAAAUAGUAAAAGACAUAAAACCAAUUUAAAUUUCACAUAAUUUUACCUAUUAGAUACAAGUCUGCUUUUAACAGUGACAAGAAUUGAUUUCAUGGAAGUUGUCAUUCUGGAAACUUUAAAAACUUCCUUGAAGAUGUACUUUAACAUACAGUAAACUAUUUAAUAUUAGUUGACUUUUAAAAGAUAUGUUGAAUCGGGUUUGCUCUGGACGAGAUCAGACGACUGACUUAAGUUGCGUUAGACACUUUAGCAACUGCAUCGACUGAAUUCUCCAUUGUCCUAGCCAGGAAUUAACCAAGCCCAGAAAGCGCUUUGUACUCUUCAGAUUUUGAUUUUGUUUAUUUCGCCUUGGACUCGAAACGGCUCUCUGGGGUUCGAGAAACGGGCUAUAGUUUUACGUGUUUUCCUUGAAGUGACAUCGACUGCUAACAUGUUUCUAGGGCCACGUUCUUUGGGAGACCGCCAUGCCCGCUAACCUUGGCUACAUCUCUGCAUUGCUGUUCAACCAAAACAACUGUGCAGCCGAAGCAUCCACUGUUACAACCAAAUACGAGGUCGAAGUGGGAACGGACCUGUCUGUCAUGAUGGGGUAUGACAAGGACAAGUCAAUGGGACAUCUUACCGCUGGUGGCUCCGUCGCCAACAUUGAAGCAAUUUGGGCGGGAAGAAAUGUGAAGUACUUUCCACUGGGACUGCAAGAGGCUUUGUUGAAGGAGGAGAGGUUUGCUGGUGCGAAAGACUAUAAGGUGACCGUAAUUUAAUGAAGUUAAACGGAGACAGAAAGCAAUGUCGCAUUUUUUAAUCAGAAAUUCCGAGCACAGACUGGUCUGACAUAGAGUACGAGGAAAUAAAAUAUAUUUGAACACACAAGUUAAAAACAAAAACAAAAAAAAUAGAACACAAUUGACGUGAAAUUGAAUAAGCAAGAGACUGGUUUUGAAAUAAUCCACAUAGCAAACGAAAUACUUUUCUUGUUCCUUUAACAAAACAGGUUAAAACAACUUACAGCUGGGUCAGUUAUUUAGGAAUCGAUUGCGGUGCAAAAAGUUAAUGGUUUCUUGGUGUUGACUUGUGGACAGGUACAAUCACCAACGUAAUAAUGACAAAAGAUUGAAAAGACACCGAACCGCGCCACAACACGAAAGCGCACCAGCAAUUGUUUCCGCAACACACACACAAAGAAAAAAAAGAAAAUUAUUAAUUUCGGGAUCCAAGAUUUGACCAAAUACGGUGCGGUAUUCGGGAACUGACGUAACAUAUCUUAACGGAAAACGAGAUUUUACAGCUACCGGCCAGAAAGGGUUCUUCGCCCAAAUUUAUACCCGGAAUUGGGGAUUUAUUAUUAUUAUUAUUUUUUUUUGUAACUCGUAUGUUGGCAAUUCGAGAAGUCAUACAAUUGAGCAGCAAAUGCAAAUCAACCAGGCGCGCUUUUGGUGCAUGGUGUCUCCUAUAUAGUGUGCCUUGUUAAUUAGUUUUAUUAUUCUUAUUCUUUUAAUUAUUUUAUCUCAUUAUGUUUGGAAACAAAAAAGGAAUUCGAAAAAGCGAUGAAAAAAGAGCGGGAUGCAGGAUUUUCGUGAGGAAGGAGCGAAAAUGCAGGAUCAAGGCCCACCCCCACCCUACCCCCUUUCCAGACCCUGAAAACAUCCCAUAUAUUUAUCAUAGUAUUUGAUAGUAUUAUUUAUUUGCUUUAAUAUUGUUAUUGAUACCUAUCAUAUCCUACAAUUAGGUUAGUUUUCCCCAAAGAGGUGGUGAAGAAGGGGAAUUAAUAAGUGCGUCGCAGUGGGAACUUCUCAAUCUUGACGUCGACACUAUCCUAAAGAUGCCUUCUGAUGUACAGAAAAAAUUAGAUAUGGAACAUCAGACAUUCAUGGAGAUUAUGGGCCAACAUCUUUACGAGUCAAUUGGAGCACAAGAAUUUGCUAGACGACACAUGCUAACUCAGAGUGCCUGCGUUAUCGUCCCAAGCACGGCGCACAUUUCCCUAACUAAAGCAGUCACUAUUCUUGGUCUCGGACGAGAGAGCCUGGUGACGGUAGCAGUUGACGAAGAUGCCCGGAUGGACCCAAUAGGUUAGUGAAUUGACUUUAUAUACAAUGCUACAUCCCGUGACUUCAAAAGAGAAUAAAAACCAUCUUUGAAAGAUUUAGCGACAUCUUUGUGAUGGUAGAUGAAGAAGAUUUUGUACUUCACUCACAUAGCUCUUUGCGACUCGUAAUAGAACUUUCCAAGGGUGAUAUAACGGUGUGCAUUAUCUUUCAGAUCUCAAGCGUGUUCUCGAAGAAAAAUUGGAGCAAGAGAUUCCAGUCAUUACAGUGGUAUCUGUGAUGGGAACAACGGAAGAAAGCGCCGUCGAUCCUUUGACAGAAAUUCUUGAUUUGAGGAAAAAAUUUAGCAAAAAGGUUAGGUUUGAUUUUUUACACUACUCUCCAAAUAGCUAAAAUUCGGGGUUAAUUAAGACAUAAAUGCAAAUGUCACUUGUGCUCAUUUGUUUCUAGCCUCCAACGCAGGCGUUGUUAGGGUUUGGACACGCGUUCCUGCCCCGCUACGAACGUCUGUUGAAACACGGACGAUUAAAAACAGAGAACAAUCACAGCCCGGUUCUAAGACUGCGGAGUGUACUUUGGAUCUUGAACAAUUAAACGCGAGACUCAAAGGUCAGAAAGGGUAUUAAUUUAGCGAAACCUAGUCGAAUUCUUGGAGAGAACUCCUAAGUAAAUAAUUAAACUUUCACACUUCCCUGUGCUAGAGGUCACCCUUUCCACAAUCUCUUGACAAGCUCACAUCCUGAAAUGUACCUAUUAUUUUCUAAAGGGUCUCAACUUUUGCGUCCACGCGGAUGGAGCCUGGGGUGGAUAUUUCUGCAGCAUGUUGCGCGACCAGCCAAAAUCCGCUACUGUCAUAACACCAGAGGAUGGAUUUGUUCCCGAAUUGUAUUUAAGUACCUACGUCCAUGAGCAGUUAUCAGCGCUCCAUCAAUGCGAUACUAUCACCAUAGAUCCUCACAAAUCUGGCUUCUGCCCAUACCCCGCGGGAGCACUCUGUUACAGAGACAGCGACAUGAACACAUUUCUUCAAAUAACAACUGCAGUUGCAUAUUACCAUGGUGACGUAAAUCUUGGAGACAUUGGCAUCGAAGGUUCCAAACCCGGGGCAGCGGCUGCUGGUGUUAUGCUUGCAAACAGGGUAAAAUUCAGUGACUACUAUAAUAUCGUGUGAAUGAUUAAUUAAAGUAUAUAUUAUAAUUUUAGUUGCUAGGCUAACGAAGAAAGUUAACAUUUUCUCAAAUGUCUCCGCCUCAGUUCAGCGCAAAAAUAUAUACUCUAAUCUGACUGGCUAAAAAUUGCACUUGAAUAGUGUCUUUCAAAUUUCAUAAUACUUAGUUGCGGAUACAAGAGCCGUUUUAACCAUGAGCAAAUGGCUUUGCCCACGGGGAAGCAACUUUUUACCCGUGACCGAUUUUCGCAAGGUGAAAUAGCCUAAGUGAAAUGUCAUGAGCACGUCAAAAAAAAUUAAAAGAAUUACCCACGACAGUUCCCGAGGCAAGUUCCGUGGGCUGAUAAGUAACCAAAGCGGGUCAAGCAAUCACACGAGAGAAAUGUUCUAAACAAGAGAAACCACGUGUCGUUUACGUGCUGUGUUCAUGUUGGCGCCAAUUCCUACUCCCAACUAGGUGCUUUGGAGAAAAGGUCUAAUAUGUCCCUUGUAAUCUGCAACCUACUAUUUUAGUCAUAAAAUGAGCUCUGGCAGAAACGUAAAUGAACAAACAGAACACCCUUUGGAGGUGAGUUCACUUAAAGGGGAGUACUAACAGACUGAAGCUAAGAUAAGAUGACAAAAAAUAAUGAGAAAAAGAAAAUAAAACAAACAAACAAUAAAAAAAAUGCCUAGAAACAUAACUCCAUGGAAAAGAAAGUAACAAACUAUGGAUUUUAAAAUUUUCUCGGAAAAAAAAAACAGACCAUUUACCGAUAUAUUUUACGUUUGAUGAACUUUACUAAUUAGUGUCGCUCAUACCUAUUCGCACUUCUAAUUCCACCGUUUCAGGUUAUAGGUCUCCACAAAAACGGCUACGGGCGUGUUCUAGCUGAAUGCAUGUUUACAGCCAAGAUUAUGUACUGCAUGUGGAUAACGCUAGCUGACAAUGACGACAAUUUUGUCAUCGAGACAACGAAACCUCUACCCAAAUUCAAGAACUGGACGGAAAUACAACAGAAGAAAUUCAUUAAGGAACGAAUUCUUGGAAAGUCCAACGAGGAACUUGCACAGGUAACCCAAAUUUCAGACUUUUUUACCGGCGGGUGAUAGAGGAAUAGCUCAGUUUCAAAUGAAUAAUUCGCCCCAUGUAAAGGAGUACGGAUUCCAGAAUCCGGGAAAAUUUUGCUUGUGGAAUCCGAAUCCGGAGCUUUGUAAUCUGGACUACAGGUCAAGGAUUCCAGAAAUCCAUUCACGAUUGGAAUCCAUUAUCCAAAUUUCACCGACCAAGACUGGAAUCCAGUACCUGGAAUUUGGAAUCCGCGGGAUGGAAUCCAGAAUCCAGGACUGUCCUGGAUUCCCGUACAUAAGGCGAAAUAAUAACAACACCUUGUUUUUCUGUGCAUAUGUCAUAUAGGAUGAGUUAGCAAUGGAGUACUUAAAAGAAGUUGGACCUGACACCAUGAUUCCGUGUUUCUCUGUAAACCUGAAAGGAAACAAGAGUGUUGAUCUAUGCAAUAAAAUCAACAAUGCCAUCUUCCAAGAUCUUAGUCACUCGUCGAGCGAGCAUACAGCACAUCGCAUUCCAAUGAUCGUCACCUCUUCAAGUUUGAUUCCUCACAAGCACAGUUCUGCCGCGUCACAUUUCAAGAAGCGUUUGGGGGUAAGUCAACCUGUGACCGUACGUGGCAAAUAUCGAAGGACAAUUUUCAUAAUAAAAAAAUGGGCGAAAUAGAUAGCUUUUAAAAUAAAAAGAAUUAAGAAACUCUCUUUGUGCAGAAACGAACUCUAGGUCUAGGGGACUAACAUGAGCAGGACACGGGAAUACUGGUCGUCUCGUUUGGAGUGUUAAUUGCUGAUUUUAGUCUUACUUAGAGGUAUUCAGGACAAAAAGCCGACAUUUUUACUCAUACAGUGAUAACUUGGUGUUGAGCGUAAAGAAGUAGCAUCUCAAUGAAACCAAACCAAGAGUCGUGAUAAAGGUGCAUCUUUGACAAAAUUAAAGUCGCUGUGGGUUGUUUUUAUUUGAUUGUCUGUUUCUGUGCCAGAUAGAGUCUGUCAGCUACGCCCUGCUCGGGGUUAAGUUCUACUUUUCCGACGAGAAUCCCCGUUCCUUUUAUACUUGGAACUUGGUUUCCGAGCGAUUAGAGAGAGUUCGCUGUAGAUCAAUCCCGAGACGCAAUUGCAAAUAAGGCGAUUUUUGCUUGACCUUGAAUAAUUAGCCAAUUGUCGAAAUUAAAGAUAGUUGAUUGGUUCAUCGGUCGAUAAUCAACGGUGCUCUUUUGAUCUUAGCUUGAUCCUGACAAUGACAGCUCCGUGAAGUAUAUCAUCACAACUUGCAUGGAUCCAUGGGCCACCUCCCUAGAGUUUAUGGAUGACAUGGCUUCUCUCAUGAGAAACAGCAUUCUCUGUGCAAUUGGAACGGUAUGAGAAAUCUACAUUGCUAUUUUUAGCUUAAAAGGGACCACUGAUAUUUGUCUAGUGAAGGUCACCUGAAAUUUAAACACCCAAGCAGUCUGGCUGAUGAGCGCCAAUGAUCCAACCAUGAAAGACACGCAUCAAUCCCUUAAUUAAUCAUUCAGCGGCAGCAAAGGUUUUCCUCUGAUAUUUUGAAGAUUUUCUAUUCAUUGAAUUUUUUUUUGCACAUUCAACGAAAUUUGGUGACAAUAUGAAGUUCGCUAUGCACGGUUAAUGUUUGUAACAAAGUGAUAAGAAUGCCAGUCUUUUUUUUUUUUUUUUUUUGGGGGGGGGGGGGGAUUUCCUUUUUUUGCCCCCAAAAAAAACCCUACCUUUUAGACCCCAAAACUUUAAAUUUUUUAUUUAAUAAAAAAUUUUAUUUAAAUUAUACAAAGAAAACAAAUCGACAAUUUUUUAAAAUUUUUUUUUUUGUCUUUUCCGGUAUAACCGUAUAUUAAUUGUUGGGGUGGUGAAAGGGUUUUCCCUUUUUUUUUUGUAUUUUUUUUUUUUUUUAAUUUUUUUUUUUGCAAUUUUUUUUAUUUUUUGUUAUAUUUUUAUUUUUUUUUUUUUUUUUUUUUUUUUUUAAAAAAAGGAUAAGAAUGCCAGUUUUUUUUUUUUUUUUUUUUUGGGGGGGGGGGGGCAUUUCCUUUUCAUGCCCCCAAAAAAGACCGUACCUUUUAGACCCUAAACACUUAAAUGUCUAGAUUUAGACAAAAUUUGAUUAAAAUUGUACAAUGAAAUCCAGUCGACCAGUUUUGAUAAGUUAAGUUCCUACUUGGCUGCGAGGCUUAGGGGAAUAAAACAAAAGAAGUCAGGUUCAGAAAUGAAUGAUACAUUUCUUUUUUUUUUUGCCUCGGAGCCAAGUAUGAAUUUUAAUAUAUCGACAUUGGUCUAUUGACGGAGUAUUAAUAGGGUAUUCUAAGGAGUUCCCAACAUGACACAUAUCAUGAUGAUAAUAGUUAUGUCGAUGUCGUUCUUGAGAGUUCAGUGUCGUUCCAUUUUGACUCUGAAGCAAUAACAAUUUUACGACUAUCUCACAAGCUGCAUCAUAUAGCUGCAUCGACACUUUUGCAGGUCACAGAUUCUAACGUCCUUCACAACUUCGUCAGCACGGGAGUCGUUAAUCAAGAAAAUGAGGUGAUCGCAUAUUACGUGGGAGACUUUAACGAAGUCCCCAAACAGUACGACAACGUUGUGAAGCUCAAGUUCAUGAAUGACAAAGCCGCCGAAAAGUACAUCAGCAUGCAAACAAAGCUGAUGCAAUCAAGCACAGAUCCUCAGCCAAUAAUUUUUAGAAGCAAAGGGAAGCAGAAACUCCAUGAUGUCUUCUUUGAAGAAUCGGAAUAUGCUGGGGAGAAGGAAAAGUUUGAUUGUUUUGUUGGUAUGCCAUCCGAUGACGACAAGAAUCCAUUCAUGAGCCCAAAGAUGAAAAUCGUGGACGUGCCACGUUACGAGCACUUUGACAACGAUGACUACCCAGAGUCUAGUUCCUACUUCAUGUAUGGGGACAAGAAGAACGUAUUUUUGUUCCAUAUUCCGACCAAGAGCCCUGAUUUCUUUCAGGUAAACUAUGUAAUGAAGUAGAGUUAAAAUUGAACAUUUCCAUGCCAUAAAAACACAAAAUUGUAUAAAAAGAGGUACUAGAUUGAAAGUAAUUUCACAAUAAAAUCUCGUUACCUUUUUCACUAAUACACGCGACCAAUUUCAUCAAUUUAGAGAAAAAAAAAUUUCUCGCCCCAAAUAAGUUAAUCCGCAUUCCAGAAUCCGCCAAAUUUUUGCUUGUGGAAUACGGAAUCCUGCAAAUUCGGGCCAAGGAAUCCGAAAUCCCGUUUAAGAUUAAAAUCAGGAAUCAAGGAAUCCGGAAUCCACAAUAUUGCCAUAUGUUUCAAGAUAAAUAUGGCUUUGCUUUACAAUCAGUUUAUACUGGGAUAGGUUGUAAAGUUAGCAGAGAGUGUGGGUCUAGAAAUAGGGAAUCAUGUUUCCAGUAAACUGAUCAACUUGUUGAAGAUCUUAUUCUCUAGACUGAGGAAACCAGGGAUAGAUACUGAAAAAAUUAAUUCAGUAAAAUAGCAAAGAAGGCGGGGGAAUUUGGUCAGUUAAGUCUGACUAGUAUAGGGUACCAAAAUUCCGCUGAUCUAGGUCUGGUAAAGACUUGGGAUUCCGUGAUCCCUACGGCCAACCCAGUAAAUAUUGAGCAUAUCCCCGGCAGGCGUUCGUGUUGCGGGUUCCACUGUAUAAGAUAUAUAACUAUGUUAACAAAACGGGUUUUUUUGUUGUUUCAUAAGGCUGUCCAGCUCGAAGGACCGCCUGAUGGCGUAGGCAACAUUGUAGCUGACGAUCUGCUGCUUAGGUACGGAACAGAAGUCGAGAUUCCUGGCAUUUCUGGUGCACCAGAGAUUGUAGCCGGAGAAAUCCAAGAUCCUCUCAAGAAGAAUAAAUUCGACAUCUCUUUUGUGGGAAACAAUGGUGAAGAAGUGACCAGUAAAGUGAAGAUCGCCAGGAAAAUUUGGUUCUCUGGUUCUACCAUGUAAUAGCCGCCAACUCCUCACUCCCUCUCUCCUUUCAAACUGGUUGACAACCUCUCCUUUGAGUGCACAAACUGCUAGUGAAAAAUUGUACUGCCAUCAACUGGGAACGAUCUAACGUUAUUAUAUAAUAUAAGUGACUAUAGAUAGAUGCAUAUGCAUCAUUGUUGAAGCAUUUUCAUAGCAUUUUCUUUUAAAACCCAUCGUUUCGUAGAACAUCUCCCAAAGUAUGGAAAGGAACGUAGACACCAUUCUGUGAUUCUAUUUUUCCUAAAACACUGUAAAAUCGACCUUAUGACUGAUUAAUUAAACAAGCCGUUGAAGC
Molecule: messenger RNA, 10221 nt
Organism: Porites evermanni
Lineage: Eukaryota; Metazoa; Cnidaria; Anthozoa; Scleractinia; Poritidae
Source: the annotation of a GenBank genome assembly